CCCCGCGGAGCCAGCCCCCGCCCGGCACGUCCCGGCUAGGCACGGCUCGGCUCGGCUCGGCCAUGCCGCGGUUCAGCGUGGCGGAGGCGAAGCGGUGCGGAGAGCAGUUCGUGCAGUUCCUGCGGGACACGGGCCGGGAGCAGGAGAGCCGCCGGGACUCGCUGCGCACCAUCUACGGCGGCGAGUUCCGCGCCAGGACUGACACAAAGAUGCCCAGUUUCUCUUGCAUCUUGUAUGCCCUGAGGGUGACCCACCAGGCUCAGGUGCACGGGGAGUCUGUGCACUUCAAGAAGGGGAAGAAGCGAGUGGUGGUGGCAGACCAGUACCGCAGACCCAGAACGAAUGUAGAGACAUCUGCACCCGCUGCCUCAGGCCAGCAGCCCAGCUCCGGUCCGCAAGUGCCACUGAGCCGUGCCAAGAAGUGGGCCGAGUUCAUCCGUGGGAAGCACGGGGUAGAGAUCGUCUCAGAACAUGACCGGGCCAACGGGCAAAUCCGCUUCGAUGUGACACUUGGCCAGCCCCGGACGGUCACCGUCCAGGUGAAGAACCAGGGCGCGGAGGCCGUGACGCUGCGUCGCUGCCAGUCUCUCCGCCGCGUGCGGGAGUUCUCCUUCCUGGACGAGCAAGGGGCGACGCAGGGCCAGCCCCUGCUGCUGCACCCAGGCGGCACGUACCCCAUCCAGGUGCGGUGCCUGACCAGGUACAAUGGGUUCUUCCGUGCCGUGGUGGUGUUCGAGUUCACCAAGGAGCCGGGCGAGUCCUUCAGUAUCGGGCGCUCCAUUGCUGCCAUCGCUCAGAGCCAGCUGGCCAAGGAGCUGGGGCCCUCGUCAUCCUUCGAGCCUUACCAGGCCAACCUCCAGCGCCCCGUCACGGUCAUCACUGAGGAGGGUGUGCCCCCCAGCAGCUCCCUGAAAAACGAGCUGGAGAAAGAAAUCCCACUGAGCACCUACCCGUACCCAAAGAGCCUCAAGGAGACAAUCAAGCUCGGACCCAAGACCGACCCUACCUCCAGCUGGGUUAAGAUGCAGUCACUGCUGGAGGCACCGCUGCAGGCUGAGAACUACCAGCAGAAGUUCCAGCUGCUGCUGCACCUGGAGGAAAUCCAGAUGGAGGUGGACAUCCGCCGCUACGACAUGCAGGAGGUGACCAUGGUGCAGGACAGGACGCUGCUGGUCCUUGACGUGCCUGGCGUGGCUGAGAACCGCCCGUCCGUGCUGAGGGGCGACCACCUCUUUGUCAGCCUGAGCAGCGAGCGGGACAGCUCCCCGCUCAUCCAGUACAAGGGCUACGUGCACGACGUGGAGCUGGAGAAGGUCAGGCUGGGCUUCUCCUCCAAGCUAAUGAAGAAGUUUGUGAACCAGCUGAAGUUCGACGUGACCUUCACCUUCAGCCGCCUGCCGCUGCAGGUCCAGCACCGGGCUGCAGCCCUGUCCAUGCAGCAGGGCUUGGCCAGCCUCCUCUUCCCCUCUGCCUCCUGCAACAGGUCUCUCUUCACAGGCACCUACCAACCCCGCUGGUUCGACUGCAAGCUGCAGGCAAACGAGGAGCAGUGCAGAGCCGUGACGCACAUCGUGACGGGGAUGUCCAGGCCGGCCCCAUACCUCAUCUUUGGGCCUCCUGGGACUGGCAAGACAGUCACCCUGGUGGAGGCCAUCAAGCAGGUGUGGGCGUGCUUCAAGGAUGCCCGGAUCUUGGCCUGUGCCCCUUCCAACAGCGCUGCUGACCUGCUGUGCCAGCGCCUCAUCACGGACAUCGCCCCCCGCUACAUCUACAGGAUCAUGGCCAGCUCCAGGAGCUACCGGGAGGUGCCUGCAGAAAUCAGGCCCUGCUGUAACUGGGACGACGAGCAGAACUGCUACGUGUACCCCAGCAAGGAGUUCCUGGGGCGCUACCGGAUCAUCAUCACCACACUGGUGACAGCAGGAAGGCUGGCAUCGGCCAACUUUCCCCCAGGGUAUUUCUCCCACGUCUUCAUUGACGAGUGCGGCCAUGCAGUAGAGCCAGAGAGCGUGGUCGCUAUCGCUGGCCUCCUGACUGCCAUGGACCAGGAGACCAACCCCAACGGGGGGCAGCUGGUGCUGGCAGGAGAUCCCCAGCAGCUGGGUCCCGUCCUGAGGUCGCCGCUGGCCACGCAGCACGGCUUGGGCACCUCGCUGCUGGAGAGGCUGAUGCUGCACAAUGUGCUGUACGAGAAGUCGAGCGAUGGCUACAACCCGCAGUUCGUCACCAAACUGCUCUGGAACUACAGGUCCCACGAGGCCAUCCUCAGGAUCCCCAACGAGCUCUUCUACGACAGCGAGCUGAAGGCCUGCGAGGGUGACGAGUUUGAUAUUCGCAACUUCUACUGUGCCUGGGAGCAGCUUCCAAAAAAAGGCUUCCCCAUCAUCUUCCACGGGGUCUGCGGGGAAGACCAGAGAGAAGCCAAGAGCCCUUCUUUCUUCAACACGGCUGAGAUAGAGAUCCUGGUCCAAUACCUCAAGAAGCUGCUGCAGAGCCAGGGCAAGCGGGGCUGCCCCACCAUCUCGCCCAAGGAGAUCGGCAUCAUCUCUCCCUACAGGAAGCAGGUGGAGAAAAUCCAGAAAGCCGUCACCGUCCACGACCCUGUCCUGAAGGCGCUGCCGGACAUCAGGAAGCUGAAGGUGGGCUCUGUGGAGGAGUUCCAGGGCCAGGAGCGCCGUGUCAUCCUCAUCUCCACCGUGCGCAGCUGCAGUGAGUACUUCCAACUCGACCAGACCUUCAACCUGGGCUUCCUCAAGAACCCCAAGAGACUCAACGUGGCCAUCACCAGGGCCAAGGCUCUGUUAAUAGUGGUGGGCAACCCGGCUGUCCUCAGCAAGGACCCCCACUGGCACAGGUUCCUCAGGUACUGCAAGGAGGAGGGCGGCUACACAGGUUACCCCUACGAGGAGGAGACCCCCGAGGAGGACAGCCUUGCGGCCCACCUCAACUCUCUGCACCUCAGCACUUAGCAGCCAGGAAACCCCCCUCAGCAGGAACAGCCCCGCGGAGCUCCAGCAACCCUGACCUCACCCCUGGCUGCAGCAGCCUCCUGCUCCCCCCCACCGUGUCCCCUGGCAUCCCCCGGGUACCCCCUGGCCACCCCACGCAUCCCUG
Molecule: messenger RNA, 3114 nt
Organism: Cygnus atratus (black swan)
Lineage: Eukaryota; Metazoa; Chordata; Aves; Anseriformes; Anatidae
Gene: MOV10
Product: Mov10 RISC complex RNA helicase
Exons: 22
Coding region: 63-2969 (968 amino acids)
Molecular function (GO): 5'-3' RNA helicase activity; RNA binding
Source: RefSeq, a predicted model, not a curated record